This is a messenger RNA of Dioszegia hungarica, 390 nucleotides long. RefSeq lists its product as uncharacterized. NCBI's taxonomy places the organism in Eukaryota, Fungi, Basidiomycota, Tremellomycetes, Tremellales, Bulleribasidiaceae. The transcript has 2 exons. The record is from RefSeq and is a predicted model, not a curated record. The coding region runs from base 1 to 390 and encodes 129 amino acids.
AUGUUCCUCGGGUUAUCCCAUCUGGCUUUGAGUCUGGGCGUCGCCAGAAUGGUAUCGUCAACGCCUACUCCGCCGCAAGGUCCCGCCGUCAUCUCGUUCCACCUUAACGCCGGUACAUCCAUCUCAUUCCCGGGCGGCGCAUUCAGGGGUCCAACCUUCGUACCUGUCAACAUCCCCGACGAGGGCUUGACUGUCGAGCUGGACGCAGGUGAUGGGAAAGUGACGUGCUCAGUCAAGCGCCUCACGCCAGGUGGAUCUGCCCCAGCUACCAGCCCGGAUGUCUUCACCAUCUCCAAUGGGGGGAAGUACCUGGAGCCGUGCAGUGGCAAGUCAGCAGACUUCGAGAUGACCUGCGGAGAUGCUCUUGGAGGGAAGGCGCCGGUCUGUUAG